Acaulospora morrowiae is the source of this 1731-nucleotide messenger RNA. Lineage: Eukaryota; Fungi; Glomeromycota; Glomeromycetes; Diversisporales; Acaulosporaceae. The record is from the annotation of a GenBank genome assembly.
AUGGAAGAAAACAAAGAUAUUUCAAGUGUGAAAGAUGUAACAAACUUAUUAAAUCAGACUCGAUGGUGUAAACAUUGCAAUAGUAAAUAUUUUAAGGCCGAUUUCUCAAAUUGGACAAGUGGCAACGCAGCAAUCGACGAAUGCAUUCAAGAAUCACAGCUAGCCGCUGAGCGACACGAACACGUAUUAGAAUGGAUUGACUAUGCUAAAUUUACGUUUAUAAGAAAGGUUGACUUCUCGAUAAACAAAGAAGCUUAUUGGGAGGAUGGAUAUGUGAUAAAUUGGAAUUCAGAAUCAAAUAAAUGGAAUCGGUCUGGUAGGCAGCGGGUUAAAUUGAUAACCAAUUAUUGCGAAAAAUAUUUGACCUCAAGUAUUCUUAAAUCGGAACUAGAAUUGGUAAAAUAUAAUCCAUCAAAUCGUCUAAUUUAUGGAUUAACGCGUGAUCCUGAGUCAAAGAAUUAUGUAGUAAUAGAAAAAUUAGUAGAACUGUGUCCUUCUUGUAAUGAAAAAUGGAUAUCUCUACGUUGGUGCAGAGGCUGUUAUUCUAAUCGUUUUAAGUCAGAACGCUCGAAUUGGACAAGUGGCGAUUCUAAUAUUGAUGAAUUCAUUUACGAAACACAAAUUACUGCCGAGUUUCCCGAACAAGCCUUAGAAUGGAUUCCGGAAAUUCGUCUUUCAGAAUUAAAGCAGAUAGGACGAGGUGGAUAUGGCACUGUUUUUAAGGCAUACUCAAAAGUAGGACGUAUCCGUAAAUGGAACUCUAAGACAAAUAAAUGGGAUCGAGAUGAGCCAAUGUGGGUUGCACUAAAAUAUAUAACAGAAAAAGAAAAUAGUAUUGCAGAGCUUCUAAAAGAGGUUAUCGCUCUUCAUAAAUGUUUGAAGAUUAAUCUGUAUUCCUUAGAUUGCUAUGGAAUCACACGACAUCCAGAAACAAAAAAAUAUUUGAUUGUUAUGAGAUUUGUAGAAGAAGGUGAUUUAAGAGCUUACCUAUCUGCUAAUUUUGCAAAUAGCACUUGGGUAGAUCGUCUCGAUAGACUCUGGAGCAUUGCGAUUGAUCUUCGUAGCUUACACGCAGCAAAACUUGUGCACAGAGACCUACACGCCGGGAAUAUGCUUUUUGGCAAGAACAGGCGUAACUUCAUUUCCGAUCUCGGACUAGCAUGUGAAGAUGGUCAAACUAUGAAUGGGAGUCUUAAAGGCGUAAUACCAUAUGUUGCGCCAGAAGUUCUUGCCUGCAAACCUCACACGAAAGCUACGGAUAUUUACAGCUUUGGAAUUGCCAUGUGGGAGUGCACAUCCUGCCAACCACCAUUUCACAAUAUGGCUUUUGGACCAGAUUUAGUUUACGAUAUUUACUGUGGUUUAAGACCCCCAGUAAUUAAAGGGACUCCAGAAAGUUAUGUCCAAUUAAUGAAGCAAUGCUGGGAUCCUGAUCCAGAAAAACGCCCAACAGCUAGCUUUUUAGCCAAGACUUUGGUACAAUGGAUCAUAAUUAUUUCUAAAGAUGCAUCAGAUCAUCUUACAGAUAAUGACAUUAUUAUUAGGAAUCAAUUUAAGUUGGCUGAGGAAGAAAGAAAAAAAAAUCCAUUUCCAGUUGUACCAUAUUUUGAAUUGAAAACACAUCCGUUGGCGCAUUAUACUAGCCGUGUUAUCUCGAGAAUUACUGAAUCCCGGCAAUUUGACCUUAAACUCAAAUAUGCGGGGAUAAAAGAAAUAAAUGUGAAAAUAUAA